Messenger RNA from Vespula pensylvanica (western yellowjacket), 2698 nucleotides. RefSeq names its product coiled-coil domain-containing protein 50. The transcript is spliced from 5 exons. Bases 584 to 1684 code for a protein of 366 amino acids. Lineage: Eukaryota; Metazoa; Arthropoda; Insecta; Hymenoptera; Vespidae. The record is from RefSeq and is a predicted model, not a curated record.
CAUGCAUGUAUAGAUACAUAUGUAUGACUAAUAAAAUAUCAAACAUACACAUACAUAUUAUUCAUGGCCCAGCCAAACAGAAAAACGUACUCUAUGUAUUCAUAAUUUUUUUUCUCUUUUAUUUCACAUUUUACGCCGUGCCCUUUCCGUUGUGUAGUGACUUUCUUCGAUAGUGCGCGUGUUCCGCUAUUCAUUCAUACGAAUUCUUCUGUAUAUACGUAUACCUGCUGAUAGUAUACGAUACUAUUGAAAAACGUAUUUUUACUACUACUGCUAGUACGCUUCAUUCUACUGCAUUCUACUAUCCAUCUCGUUGACGUGGUCAUACAAAGUAUGUCGACGCCUUACUACCGAUCCGUACGUGCAGUCUCACCGAUAGGUGUAUUGCAUACAUAUACAACAUAUAUUACUGCUGACGGUGUACACACUCACGUGCGCGCGCGCAUAAAAUACCUUGGACCUAUUCGACUCUAUUCAAGAUGGAGAGAAAAGAACGUAAGAUCUCAGAAAGGUGGUUGUAAACAAGAGAUUUCGAAGAUACGUAUUUACUGUUAGAUAUUACUGUAAAAUCGAACGAUAAAAAAUGGCAAAAUCUGUAUUGAGCUCGGAUACCUUACCAAAAGCAGGUCGAGUGAAUGAAGUAUGUCGGGAAUGGUUGGUGCACGAGGAUGGAGCAUUGGCAUAUAGAUUGCAAGAUGAAGAAAUCAAGGAACAUUAUUCGGGUAAUAAGGUGCGCAAUGCUCAGGUACGAGAAGAUCUUCCAAGAGCCAGGGUAGAACAAGAGUUAGAGGCAAUAAGAUAUCAAAAUUACAUACAACAGCAGGAAGAAAGAGAUGCUGUUGUAGCGAGACAAAUUGCAUUGUCAUUGGAAAGAGAGGAACAUCAAAGAGAAAGGGAAGAGCAUCAGAGAGAAAGGGAAGAGCAUCAAAGAGAAAGGGAAAAGUAUCAAAGAGAAAGAGAAUUACAGGAACGAAUGAGAUCGCAGUUAAAGCUCGACGAUGAUACUUUAUCGAUGAGAUUAGAAAUCGAAAGACGCAUACAAGAAGAAAAGGAUGAAGAAUUAGCAAGAAAGUUGCAGCAGGAGGAAGAAAAUGCUAUGGACGAUCAUGAUUCUCCAGUUAACGAACAAUUAUUAUUAGAUCAAAAGAUUGCAAUGGAAGCUCAGGAUGCCGAAUUAGCACGUAUGCUUCAAGAAAAGGAACGUGCUAAGGCACGGAAAGCUAGAGAAAGAGCUAGACAAAAGAAAUUGGAAAAGCAACAGAUGCAACAGCUGGAACAACAUACUUUAAUAGAUAGACCUCAACGACCGGAUAAGAUCGACUUAAGAAAUUCGUCGAAUAAAAGUCGAACGAGACACGAUACCAAUUAUAUCCAGCAAUAUCCAGAUCCCGAAGAGAUACAAACGCUUGAUAAUCAUAUUGAAGAAAUACAAGAAGUACCCAAUGUAGCUGCUAUCAUCGAUCCAACUUAUAAUAUAAAUGAGCAUCGAAAUACGUCCAGCAGUUCGAGUAAUACAGUUAGUCCGACGUUUGCAUUACCUACACCACCGCAAGAAUUAAUGGUAGAUGAUGCACCCUGUUACAUGCCGAUACAAGGACAACGAAGAAAUCAGAAUCAAUCUCCUUCGCAAGUACACGAAGAAAAGCAUAAGAGGCGAGUUAAAGAUGGAUGUAAGCAUCAAUGAAACAAAAACAACGUGCCUAUCGUAUUUAAUUAACAAUAAGUAUAUACUCGUCUUUUUUGGUAUUAAACAUUUAUCAAAAGUAUAAAAGUAUCUCGUAAGAAUAAUACUUUCUCUAUUUCUUGAUGAUAUAACUAACUACGUGAUUGACGAAUUUUUAUACAAGUUUUUCUCGCGAUAUUGCACAUGAUCCGUAGUUGCCUCCAUUCCAUUGAAAGUAGAUAAUAUACACACAUAUAUAUACAUUUAUAAAGAGGUAAAAGAAAUUAUUCUAUAAUUGCAAUGAGAUAUCAGGAUCACUACUUUUUGCUAGAUUUAAGAUUCGUCUUUGCAAAUUGUAUUGUUACAAAAAUUUAGAUGUUAUUAUUGCGCUAACAAUAGUACACAUUCUCAUGUGUUUCAUCAAAUAUGAAACCGUACGUGCCUUUUGGAAAGGUACGAUUUAUAAAGCUAAUCAAUUUUUCAUCUACUAUCCAUGGAGAAAAUUCAAAAGAAUAAUGCAAGAGAGUUAAAAUUUACAAGAAAUCGUACCAUUUUCUAACUACUUAUCUGCCUUUUCUAUUAUAAAUAAAUCUUUAAUAAUCGUAAGAAAAUAUUAUCUCAUUCUAAAGUGAUUAGUUUAAAAAUUAAUUAUUCUCGAUAUUUCUGAAUUUGUAGGAAAUUUAAGGACGAGAUUAGACGUAGGUAAUUAUUACUAAUGUUAUAUGAAGCUUAUUUAUUAAUAAGUCAUUAAAAAGAUUAGAUUGAUAAUCGGAGCACAUUUAAUAAAAAUUAGUAUUUUAUAUAUCAGUUCAUCUUUAGAUAAAGGAAAGAUGAAAAUUUCAAAGUGUUUUGAUUAUAUAAAAAAAAAAAAAAAAAUAACAUUUUCGUGAAAUGUUUAAGUAAAUGCAGUGUUUCAAGCUCUCUAUUCAAACGAUCUUUGUAUUGAUUCGCUAUAAAUUUCGCGCUUUAGUAAUCGUGGAAAUAAUAUUUUUGUUUUCUUUUUUCUUUCUUUCUUUUUUUUUUUUUUUUCAUUUA